Messenger RNA from Trifolium pratense (red clover), 2857 nucleotides. Its product is annotated as exocyst complex component EXO70B1-like. The record is from RefSeq and is a predicted model, not a curated record. Gene Ontology annotation, molecular function: phosphatidylinositol-4,5-bisphosphate binding. Gene Ontology annotation, cellular component: exocyst. Lineage: Eukaryota; Viridiplantae; Streptophyta; Magnoliopsida; Fabales; Fabaceae. The coding region runs from base 457 to 2565 and encodes 702 amino acids. The transcript has a single exon. Gene Ontology annotation, biological process: exocytosis.
UAAAAAGUUAUCUUCUUUAUGUUAAUUUUGUUUCUUAUUUUCUUUUUUGGUAUGCUUAACAAGUGAUCGGGUUAAAAUGAAUAAAAAAUUCUCUUAACAAGUACGUUUCAUUUUAAAAGAGGUUGUGAUGUCAUUUUAAACAAAAAUUAAUUUGCACCUUGUUUUCCAUUUGUUUUAUGUGUCAUUAGUUUGUCCUAACUUCUUGUAUUAGUCUAACUUAUUCAAAAGAGGGCUGUAUUAGUCAGCUCCUACUACCAUUACUCAUUUCUUGUAUAUUUAAAUUGCUUUCACACAUCAAAAUAAUACUUUAAGUAGCUUUUUGGUUCGUUUCAUAUGAAAUAAGAGGAUAAGAAGCUUCCUAAAAAAAAAGAAGCCAAAAAAAUUUGUUCACAUAUCAGUAUAUAAUAUAUAUGUCUGUGAAAGCAGUUUCAACUCUUAACUCACUAAAGAGAAAACAUGAAGUAUUUUAUAAUCAAAAUUCAAAGAUGGCUUAUGCAUAAAAAUGUAUGGAGAGUUGUGGGCUUCAUUGCAGCUGUUGUUGGAUUGCUUUGUUAUGCUCUCAGCUCUUCCUUCAACCAUUUAUUUGGAAAUUGGAAUUUGUUGAAAAUAUUUCUUUACUGUGUUUUCUGUUUCAUUAUCUGUUUGCUGAUUUUAUCAGCAAUGAUAUGGAAUCACUUGAGAAGUCUCAGGUUCCAAGUUCAAUUCCCAUUUUUGGUUUUAACCAUUACCUCAGUAUAUUCCUUUUUCUCCGAUAAAAUGAUCAAUGGGAAACCAGAUGCAUUUAGCCUCAUUUCAAGUGUUGCCUUUGCUAUCAUGUCUCUCAGUUUGUCGCGGCAAAGUCGGUGCGGAUUUGAAGUCGAUCUUCUUUACUUUUUUCUCGGAAAUCUUAUUGUGCAGCUCAUGAAGAUUAAAUUGGCAUUAUUCAUUGUUGGAGCUGGUUUCAGCUAUUCUGUUAUUAUUCUUCGCUCUUCUUUUCGGUCCAUUUCCAUAGAUGAAGGACAAAUUAAUGAGUACCCCAGAAUCCAAGAUGAAAAUUCGGUAGUUCUUUGUGUCAUUUCACCACAAUUGGACAGUACUGAUAUUGCUAGUAGCAUGAUGGAACAGUUCAGGACUUGUGUGAAUGCGAUUCAGAAGGAAAUGUUUUAUGUCAUGGACAUUCUUUUGGAACAGCUAAAGGAAUACUUUGAGGAUACAUCUGAGUUUAUGAUGUCAGAACGCAGCAGUGAAGGAGUGAUCAUAUUGGAAGCACUGUGCCCGGAAACGGUCAACAACUUACAGGAAAUAGUGAAGUUGAUGGUGAACGCUGGUUUUGAGAAGGAGUGCUCCAAUGUUUACAGCAUUUGUCGGAGGCAAUGCUUGGAGGAAUGCCUAAUAAAACAAUUAUUAGGUUUGGAUAAUCUUACUAUCGAGGAACUUAACAUGAUUUCAUUUAAGGAUUUCAAACGCCGGGUUAAAAAAUGGAUUAAGGCUUCCAAGGUUGCUCUCAAGAUAUUGUUUCCCACCGAACGGCAACUCUGUGAUAUUGUUUUCUUCGGAUUCUCUGCCAUCUCCGAUCUCUCGUUUACAGAUGUUUGCAGGGAAUGCGCCACUCAUUGGCUGAAUUUUCCCAAAGCCUUAGCGAAUGAAAGCCAUUUGCCAGAACAGUUGUUUAGAAUGCUCGAUGUGUUUGAAACAUUGGGCGACCUAAUUCCGAAUUUUGAGUCUCUUUUUUGUUAUCAAUACAGUGUAUCACUAACUAAUGAAGCAAACACAGUUUUGAAGAAAUUGGGAGAAGCAAUAGUGUGCAUUUUCACGGAGUUGGAAAAUAUGAUUCACCAAGAUCAGACGAAUGCGCCAGUUCUUGUUCUUGGUGGCGGGCUUCACCCCAUUGUUCGUUACAUGAUGAAUUACCUAACCAACACAUAUGACUACCAUGAUAUACUGGAGCAGUUAUUUGAAGACCAUGGACAUAUGUUGCAGCAAUACGUCAAGCUUGAUGAUAAUGUGCCCUCCUCGUCCUCUUUUUCAUUGCAGAUGGAACGGAUUAUGGAGGUAUUGGAGACUAAUUUGGAAGCCAAGUCCAAAAUUUAUAAAGACCCUGCUUUGUGCUGUAUUUUCUUAAUGAAUAGCAGCAAGUACAUAAUUCGGAAGACAGAAGGUGGUGUCUUAAGGGCUCUUUUUGCGAAUGGCUUGUUUGAAAGACACCAAGCAAAAUUACAGCACAACUAUGAGCAAUAUCUGAGAAUCUCAUGGAAUAAGGUGCAAGGGUUUCUAAUCCUGGGCAACAACGGAUUAGUGCUUCCUGAUAUGGUAGAGAAGUCAAUGAAGGAGAAGCUAGAAUCUUUCAACAUACUGUUUGAGGAAAUAUGCAGGGUUCAAUCUUUGUGGUUUGUCUUGGAUAAAGAGUUUAGGGAAGAAAUAAUAACUUCCAUUGGGGAAAUCUUGUUGCCAGCCUACGGAAACUUCAUUCAGAGGUUCCAGAGUGUUCUGGAACUUGGAAAGCAUGCUGAUAGCUAUACCAUUAAGUAUGGAUUGGAGGAUAUUGAAGCAAGACUCAACGAUUUGUUUCAGAGAAUCAUUCGAUAAACUGGUGGCCGUUGUGUAAUUGAAAUACAAAGUUACUUUUUUGCAUUAACUAGUAUAGAAAAUAGAUUUUAAUCUAGUUUUCAAAGCUUUCUAAGUCGCUUUCACAAUCAACUUAAAUGUCUGAUCUUAGUUUGUGAAACUUAAAAUUUUAUAAUUCGCCUCACUUAAAAUUUAGAGAGCAAUUUGCAAGCCAAAUCCAAAAUCUAUGAGGAUCCUGGUUUGUACUAUGUUUUCUUGAUUAAUAACAGCAGGUACAUUAUUCAAAAGACCAAAUAUAGUGAAUUAGAAGCUA